Molecule: messenger RNA, 2206 nt
Organism: Dimorphilus gyrociliatus
Lineage: Eukaryota; Metazoa; Annelida; Polychaeta; Dinophilidae
Source: the annotation of a GenBank genome assembly
UCCUUUUGUAUCCGGUGUCGCCAUCGUAGCACGCCAUGCGAGUCAGGGGAAAUCUUUUAAGAUAUUAACGGUAAUUGUUUAUUAUAAAUGGUUCUUCAAAAUUAGACUUAUUGAAACUGACCUACAAAGGCUACAAAAGAUGUCGCGCAUUAUUGUAAAAAACUUACCUAAAAACAUCAAAGAAGAGAGGUUGCGGAAACUUUUUAGCGAAAAAGGCGUUAUAACCAAUUGUAACUUGAAAUAUACCCCGGAUGGAGUUUUCAGAAAGUUUGCGUUUAUUGGCUACCAAACUGACAGUGCAGCCAAUAAUGCCAUUAAAUUCUUCAAUAAUACCUACAUAGAUACCAAUAAAAUUGUCGUUGAAUCAUGUCAGAAAUUGGGUGAAAAGUAUAAAGCGCGUCCUUGGAGUAAAUAUUCUAAGGGGAGCUCAGCUUAUAAGAGGCUUCAUCCCGAUGAAGUUGAUCAUACAGAAGAAAAAGCUAAAUCAUUCGAGAAAAAGGCUAAAAUAGAAAAGAUUAACGUUGUCGGCGAACUAGACAAAGAUGAAAAAUUCAAGGAGUUCGUUUCCCUACAUCAGAACCUUUCUGUAAAACCGUCAUGGCAAGAUGACGGAGUGACAGUAAAUAAUGAUGGUAAAGAUAUAGCAUUUGAAUCUGAUGACGAUUCAGAUGAAGAAAGUGGCCAUAAAGAAAAGAAAGAGAAAAGUGAAGAUGAGCCUGAGAAAGAAGUAGAAGAAGACAAUGAAAAACAACUAACGACUGAAGAGAGAGAGAGAGAUAAAGUUAAUCGGGUUUUACAAACCAGCAGACUAUUUGUACGAAAUUUAUAUUAUGAUUGCCAAGAGGAUCACCUGAAAGAUUUAUUUUCCGUCUAUGGUGAAGUUAAUGAAGUUCACAUGCCGGUUGACUUUAAAACUGAAAAAUCUCUUGGGUUUGCUUUUAUAUCAUUUACAUCUGCAGAAAAUGCAGUGAAGGCCAUGACAGAACUAGAUGGGUGUGAUUUUCAGGGACGUCUUUUACAUAUAUUACCGGCUGAAAAGAAACGUGAUGACGAUGGCGUUCCAGAAAAUUUGACGUAUAAAGCGAAAAAACUCUUGGAAAAGAAACAAAAUGCUGGAAGUGUUCAUAACUGGAAUGCGUUGUUCGUAUCACCCAGUGCAGUUGCCGACGUAAUGGCCCACAAGUACAAUGUCGACAAAAUGGAUGUUCUGGAAGAUACAGGAAAGGACAGCCUUGCCGUUAGAAUGGCUCUAGGGGAAACGGAAAUUGUCGCAGAAACUAAGGAUUUCUUGAUUAAAAAUGGUGUAAAGAUUGAUAUAUUUGGAAAGCCUGAAACUAAACGUAGCGAAAGAGUUUUGAUUGUGAAGAAUUUAUCUAGCGGAACAAGGAGAAAGGACAUUGAGAAUAUGUUUGAAAAAUAUGGAGAUAUUGAAAGAGUUGUUAUACCACCGUAUGGUUUAACAGCGUUAGUUAUGUUUCGUUUGCCUAUUGCCUGCCGUAAUGCAUUCAGAGCCAUAGCAUAUAAAAAAGUUAAGGACUCUCCAAUAUACUUGGAAAGAGCUCCCUUUGGUGUUUUCGAUGAAGAUAUUAAACCAGUGGUCGAGACCGAAGAUAAACCUAAGAAACGAAAAAAGAACAAAAAACACAAAGAAGAGGAAGCGGAAAGCGAAAAAGUGGAUAGCAACAGUAAAACCGAAGAAAAAGUAACGGCUCCAGAUCAAAAUAAAGAAGAAAAAGAGAAAAAAUCUAUAAAUAAGAAAAACGUUGAACAUGUUACUGGAAAGAUAAUUGUUAAGAAUGUUCCAUUUGAAGCGACUCAAAAAGAAGUUCGAGAAUUGUUUAGCACCUUUGGAGAACUGAAAUACGUGAGGUUACCUAAAAAGGUAUCGGGAGGUCAUCGGGGCUUUGCAUUUAUAGAAUAUAUUUCCAAAGAGCAUUCAAAGGUAAACAAAUUUUAAGUAUAAUAUUUAACUAUCAAAAUGGAAUUUAAUGGAACCUCUGUUUACUUAUAAAAUAAAAUUAAUUUUGCAGAAAGCAUUUGAAGCACUUGCGACGAGUAGUCAUAUUCUCGGCAGACGUGUUAUUUUAGAGUGGGCGAAAACUGAUUAAAUAUUUGGCUGUUUAAAUUCAAAGUGUAUAUAGAGUACAUGUUGUGUAAUGUUGUAUGCGAUUUCAUGCAGAAUAAAUAAUAUCGAUUUGUUAAAUAA